CGUUUACAAGUGGAAAUAUGGGACAGGCAGAAGUUUCCGACUUUAAAGUUUCUCUCACCUUUAUUAUGCAUGCAUAGGCGCGCGCUUGUGUGUGCCUGUGAUAUAAAUAUAGAAAAAUAUAGAAUAUUAAUAAGCAACUGUAUGCUGUGUGAUAAGGAAAUAGGCUAGAGUUGAUUACAUGUAAAAUAAGACGAUACAAGUAUCAAUACACACCAGCAUUGCAGCAGAAUGAACACAACUCCUCCCAAGAAACGCAGAAAAGGGAACAUAGAUGAAGAUGCUGGCCUGCAGAAACCAGUCCGUACAGCCCCAACCAACACAUCCUUGCUUCCUCCAUGCCGAGUGUGUCAAGAACCAGGGGCUGGUUUUCAUUAUGGUGUCAAUACUUGUGAAGCAUGCAAAGGAUUCUUCCGUCGAAGUCUCGUCCGUAAGGAAGAUUACAAAUGUUUGGGUAAUGGAAAUUGCAACAUACAUGCAGGAAAAAGAAAAAUCUGUCCAAAGUGCCGUUUGGAAAAAUGUUUAGCAGUGGGCAUGUCCAAAGAAGCUAUCAAAACAGGUCGGUAUACACAUGCAAAACGUACCCAGGACAUACUGGAAGCUAAAAAGGCACUUUCUCCCAUGCCUGAUGCAGUUCCCAAGUCUACAUUGCAACCAGAAAGCUCAAGCAUGUCAACAACAGUAUUAUCAGGAAGUUUGAAUCAGGAGUUUUGUGCGGCCAACGAAGAACAGUCCAGCGAUCAUGACCUUACCAGGCAGCCUUUUUCUUUGCUCAUGACAUCUUCUCAGCACAACUUAUUGGAAAAUCAGGGUCUAGUUGAUGAAUCAUAUUUUUCUGCAUCCAGUAUCUCUUCUACAUCAUCUCCAGUGUCACAUCAGCCAGUAGCAAAUGAUACACCAAGACUGUCAUCACAGGUGUCGCCUUCUUCAUUUGCUUCACCACUGUCGUUAGAGUCUGCAUUAGGAAGCAACUCAGAAGAAUAUGGUGAAGGAGAACUGAGCAGAAUUAUUCAUGAUCUGAUUGAGGUGCAUGAACACAAUAUUUGUCCUGACACGAGGUUCACCCCAGAGGAGGUGUUGGAGGAACAGAAAGCCUGCUAUGAAGCAUGCAGACUGAAGGAAGAAAUGUUUGGUCCAAUGCAAAGACUGUCGAAAGAAGAAUACCAGGAGGUGUUCAGGUCAACUGGUCUGGAUGUAGAUGGACGACAGAUGAUUUUCAACGAUUUGGUUGAAGUCAUUGACCUUAGUAUUAGACGCUACAUCUCUUUUGUCAAGAUAAUACCAGGAUUUUCCAGUCUUACUUUGAAUGAUCAGAUCCGAUUAAUCAAAGCAGAUAAUCGAUUUGAAAAUGCCUUGCUUGGGACUUACCAUGCAUACAACUGGGAUCUGAAGGUGGCAACUAUUCGAAGGGGAAAGACUUUUAGCUUGAAUGAGAUGAACAGCUUGAGUAAUGAAACUGUAGGACAGAGACGGUUUGAAUGUGCAAAUGCCAUACAAAAACUGGGACUGUCCCAUGAGGAGAUGAUUCUUUUCAAGGCAGUGGUUGCUGUCACUUCAGGUGCUGAAGAUUUAGAUGAGCCACAUAAAGUAAGUGCCAUUCAGUGGAAAAUGGCAGAGUGCUUGAUGCAGUUGUUAAAACGGAACCGGCCAGAUCCCAACCUGAUGUUUGCACGCAUCAUGACGACUUUUUGCCACAUGCGGUAUUUAACUCUAGAUCUAUACGAGUGGAUUAAGACUCGCCCCUUCCAUCAUUUCACUCAGCUUGGUUGUUACCCUCUUCUGGUGGAAUGGUUUUCAACUGUUUAGCUGCUGGUACCUGCUGUGAUAGCUUCUGGAACUUGUUGGGCUGAGAAGAAGCCUCCUAAAAUAUUAUUCUCUCCUUGUUGUGCCGACCAAUAUUAUGAUGCAGCUACUAUUUUUUUAACCAUUUUUUUAAAGAGAUCCAGAAUGUACUGCUGAUUUUGGUGCUUGAGUGCUUGGCUGUUACCACUCAUCCUAGGGACUGCAAGAGUUUGUAGACAGCAACAGAUGUAGUUCUAAGGCCAUAAAGCUGUCAUGGCAGAGAUAGUUUUGGCAAAACUGUUGGUGUAGCAACUCAUCACAACUUUCUUCUCUUAGCUGUGGCAAGCAGUGGCUCAUAAAAUUAGCUAUGGACUAGCUAUAUUACUCCCUCACUCUCAGGAGUGUUUGCACAAAUUCCCAGUGCUCGUCUGUAGUCAAGUUUAUAACAAACUUUAUGCUUAGAUUUCAUCCUAGACAUCCUCUUCCAAAAAAAAAAAAAAAUGGAAAUGAGACAGUGAUAGUCAUGACAAGAAAUGCUAGUCAAGAAGAUGAACUGAAGUAUGGAGAGAAAUUUAACAGCUGUAAUUUGAAGAGGAACUUUCUAUAGAUUAUGAUCACGGUGUUGCUGAUUCUUGCCAAAAAUGAGUAGUUCAUUUACUUCCUGACUUGUCAGAAGUUUACUCAGACAUGUUUAAAGCACUUAAGGUCCUGAGCUGAUGCCAAAGGAGAAUCUAAUGUAUCAAUAUCUCCCAUAAUGUUAUAAAUGUUGUCACUUUUUACAUUUUUCUCAUUUAAAUGGAUAUAUUAAAGUUAUAUAUUGACCUUAUAAAACUCACACCACGUUAAGGCUGAAUAGAUGUCAGGCAAGCAUAUUCCUCUAUUCUGAUAGUUUGUUUUGUGUAACCUCAGAUAAAGCAGAAUCAAAGUAAUGUGUUUUAGUCGACCAGCUUCUGGGUUAUAGGCUUGACUUGAAAAGUAGUCCAGUCCGCUUGCUGCAGGAACAAUGGUAUUUUGAAGAUUUACAAAUUGUAGCUGAACUUUACAUAUUACUUAACUGUUACCAUACAUUUAGUUAGGUGAUACAUUGGUGUGAUGUGCAUAUUAUUCUUUUUUUGUGGCUUAAUGGGCCAACAAUUUUACAUUAUCAGAAAUAUCUGACAGUCUAAUAUAGUUUGUGCCUUAUAUAAUAAUAUAUCCAUUCAUUGACUGUCUUGUCUGCCAUGCUGUGCCUUAUGUCAAUACCAUAAAACCUAAUAUAUAAAUUUUGUUCUUUCUACAUGUAUUGUUAAGGCAUGGUGAACAUAUUUACAAAUAAGUGUGAGACUGUUGCUAUACAAGCCCUCCUUAUUGUUACAUUAUUAUUACAACAUGAUACAAAUAUUUUACAAUUGUAAUUGUUGGAAUGGAAGAACAGUUGGUGGGUAGCACUGGAUGCUACAGCUCUGGAUCAACCUAUGUAGCAUAUGUAAGUUACAUUACAGUAAGUAAAGUUUAAAUGGCGUAAUGAUUACAGGGUUUGAUGACUACAGUGCAGUUACCAUUUUCAUUCCCCUACCCUGAAUUAUCCCCUUAUUUUUUCAGUUGUGAUAAAGAGCUAAUUUACCUUUGUUUGGACUAUUGUCUAAUAAACAAAAUGUUUGUAUGGAAAGUUUUCAAAAUUUACUGAUUACUGACAUUCCAAAAAAUACGUUCAUUAUAGUUUUUUAAAGGUACUUUUAGUUGAAUGGUGCCUUGGCACAAAAAAGCAUUUCACAUGUGAAGAUUUUUUUUUCAAGUUAACGAUCCUUUUUGGAAAUAUAUAGAAUCAAAAUUGUUUUUUUCCUAAAUAGGUUUGUAGAAAAAAUUGUGUAGAGUAAAAAGAAUUAAUGUUUGUGAAGAAGAACAUGUUUACCAGAAA
Molecule: messenger RNA, 3676 nt
Organism: Pomacea canaliculata
Lineage: Eukaryota; Metazoa; Mollusca; Gastropoda; Architaenioglossa; Ampullariidae
Product: retinoic acid receptor beta-like
Exons: 8
Coding region: 229-1803 (524 amino acids)
Biological process (GO): regulation of DNA-templated transcription
Molecular function (GO): zinc ion binding; sequence-specific DNA binding; DNA-binding transcription factor activity
Source: RefSeq, a predicted model, not a curated record